GGGCACAGUGCGGCUGGCGACAUGGCGAGAGCUCGAGGCGGUGCGCUGCCGCUGCCUCUGCUGGCGGCGGCGACUGUGCUGUUGCUGGCGGCGGCGGGCGCGUCCUUCCUGCAGUGCGACGACCACCUGGGCAGCUGUGAGCCGGAGCCAGGGCCCGGCGACGAGCCCGUGCUGUCGCGGCUGCUGCCCGCGGCCGGCAGCGGUGGCGAGGGCCGAGGCGCGGCCCAGCCGGCUGUUUCCAGGGACGACACUGAGGAGCGUCGUGAAAGCGACACAGCGCGACAGAGGACACCCGUAGCGACAGCAGCGAAACAGCGAACGGAUACGUCCUCCAUUGUUAAUAGAGGGCAGGCAGUGACUUCAGAGCCUGAAGCCUUGACUCAGUCGGGUGUUUCAAAGGACAUUUUGAAGCACCGUCAUGGAGAGGACAGCUCUGCGCACGAGUCACCAGUGGCGGCUGCAGAUCUGCCGAAAACUUCUGCAGGUAAAUCUCCAACACGUGUUAUACCUCCAGCCAGUGUAGCACAACCAUCUGUUCCGCAGCAGAGCAACGUUACGGAGAAAAUGCCCGAAGGAUCGUCUGAGAACCAGGUAAAAGUGCUAGUGGAACAAAGGAACGUGGCUAGUAAAACAGAACGGCAGCCAACUGUUGUACCGUCCGGAUCCAAAUCGCGAAGGAAAAGAGAGGUUGCGUCCGACGUUCCUGACCGAGCAGCUGCUGUUCCUUCGGGAAAAAGCGGUGUCGGUGCGGGACAAAGCAGACGCCUACAGACUGAGUCUCCUCGCGAGGAUUCAGGCAGAGCCCAAAAAUCGGCUUCAGAAGGUGAGCGAAAAGCAGUGGGGAAGUCGGUGAGUUCUGUAACUGCUGGUGGAAAUGAGGGAACUAGUAAACCAUCCACAUCGACCGUGAAGACUGCACAAGAUUUACCUCCCGCACCUAACGUAAUAAAGGAAGCACACAAGCAGAAUAAACAUGUCACAGAGAAACAAGAUCGACACGUGGAAAAUGUCGAACAUAUUCACAGACCUGACGUACUGAAGCACGCCCCACAGAAAGCUUCUCCAGCCAGCAGUGACAGUAAAGUGAACGCUAAUACGGUUAACAAGUAUCAAAGUGUCAAAUCUCAGAAGCCUGCGAAUAACGGUGGGUCCAGCUCUUCUGAAGACGCGAUGCCAAAGAAAUCAACGCAAUCACAGUCUCACGGUAAUGGACAGAAAGAAGUAAUAAAGCGAUUUCGUUCUUCAGAGGAAAGCCAUGGUGCUAGAAAAGCUCAGAAAACACAUCCUGUCAAAAGUCAGGACUCACAUCAGCAAGAAAAUCUUCAAGGCAAAACUCGAAAAAGUACGGGAAGCACUGAAGGAAAACAUGUUUCAGAAGCGAAGAGUAAAACUGUAGUUGGGCCGAAUAAAAUUUCAUCUGGCGUAUAUAGAGCAAAGGUUAAAGAUCCAAGUUCAAAAUUGUCAAACGUCGCCUUUGGAGAACAUCAGGCAGCGAAUAAUAAAGUAACAGCUCCUACGAUUAGAAAGACGCAGCAUACUCUUGUGAAAUUAAAGAACAAUGAUACAUCCCAGUUAAAUCAGGAUGCUAAUAUGCAGAUCGAAAAACAAAGAGUAAGAAGAGAAAUAGGUGAUCAUAGUACAUUCAGUGUUUCAGAUGUUUCUGAAGAUUCUAAAUUGGACACUGAUCAUUUCGGUGAAAUGCACCUCAACGAGACAGUAAAGAAUGCAACAGUCAAGAAAGUUACUUUCAGCAACAGGUCGUCAACAGUAGAUGACAGCUACAAGACAGCAUCCACGACCAUAAUAGUAGACGGGAAUCUUUUUAGAGGUUCUGGAUCGAAAACGUGGAAACUGUCAUCGACGGUGAAUACCAGCCAAAAUGAAGUAAGCAGGGAAGCGAGUGUGGAGGGGAAGUCAACGAAGCUGCCAGAUUCUACGUUUACAGAGUCAAAGAAUAUUUCUUCGGAAACAUCAAACAGGAGUGUCAUUUCUGCUGGUAAUCGCGUGAAUACUACUGAAAUCGAUAAGAGCAAGAAACUUGAGGACUCUCCAGAAGUUCCGAUCGCUCCAUCGUCUUACGAGUCGGGCUUGAAAUCCGCGUCGUUUUCCACAUCAGAAAACACUGAGUCUGAUUUACAGGUUAAUCAGGCACAAGCGGAACAGACUAAUAGCUCCCGAGAUAAGUCAACAGAUGUAAGAGAAAAUUCUGCAGAUGUUCCCCCGGAAGAACAAGCUCCUGUCUCGUCUCCAAGUAGAGGAGAAAUGACGCUGAGGAUAAAACGGGAGACAGCCCCGGAAGUGAAGACGGAAAUAGGAGAGGAGAAUAUGAGAGACGAGGUUCCUCCUUUAGUCACUGAUCCGAUAACCAACAUCAACGCAGAGAACCAGUCGCAAGAAAUAGAAUCGGUAAGUAGUGAAUCGGAUGAAGUAAAAAAACUAAAGGAAGACGAUACUAAAAGUACAGCAGCGCUUUCGGGAAGAAUGCAGAGCGUGAAAACUGAAGUUAUAGAAAAUGGAACAGAUUCCAGAAGUGAGCAGUCUACUGACGAAAAGCAAAAAGAAUCUGGCGAGGAGAAGAACGAGGAAUCAGUGUCGAAUGACGCGCUUCACAUACCAGAUACAGGAAUUAAUUCCAGUGAAUCAGUUGUUACUGUAGCAGUUGGUCUGCCUAAUCAGAAAAUAACAAAACGUGAACCAGUACCACAGAGGCUUGUGUCAUUCCAGGAGAAAGAGAACUGCGACAAGGGCGGGAAAUCAUUAACAGAAUCUGUUGCAACAGAGGAAUCAGGAAUGAUGAAAGGAGGGGAGGAAGAAGUUUCUUCAGCUGUGGCAACAGAGCGUAGUGAGGAGCCGAAGGGAGCUCACCCCUCGGUGAUAAAUGAGGGUGCAAGGGAGCUCAGCUCUGUUUCUGGAGCGGAUAAGCCUGUGGUCGCCAAAGAAACUGACAAAGGUACUGUUGCUGGCGAAGGUGAACCACAAAGAGGAGGCGGCCCAGUUGCUGAGGCCAUACAGAGCCAGCCUCCGGAAGAUGACACUCACAGUGCUGAUCCACCGGAGUCUGAGCCGAAGGCGCAGACUGGUGACAGCUCAGGUGAGGCGGCCGUGGCGGAGAAGUGGGUAAUGCCAGAGUCCAGUGGCAGGGUUGAGGAGCGGGGAGAGGAGGCUGUGCAGCCGCAGCCGCAGCUGCUGGAAGACAGCGAGGACUCGGAGCGGCUGCUGGUGCUGGCGGACAGACUGCGGCAGCGCGACGGCGGCCGCAGGGACGCGGAGGAGGAGAGGGGGAGGGACAGGGAGAGGGACCGCCUCGACGAGCCGCAGCUGCACUUCCCCAGCGUGCCGGCCGGGGAGGACUUCCACGCCGCCAAGCUGGGCCUCUCCGAUGGCAUCUUCCUCUUCGGCUACCUCUCCACUUUCAUAUCGUGGCUGCAGCCGCAAGACUUCCCAGUCGAACUCGUUCGUGAUGCGCUGUGGAACAGAAUCUCACUAACGGAUCUAAUAACUGAGACGCUGCAGGUGGAGGUGGGCUUCAUCGCGGUGCUGUCGGUGGGCGUGGCGCUGGCGCUGGCGGUGCCGCUGACGGCGCUCGGCCUCACGUGCUGCCGCCUGCUGGAGGCGCGCGCCGACGCGGGCCGCGACCUCGAGCCGUCCGCCUGCCGCCGGCGCUCGCUGCUCUGCGGCCUCUGGACCGUGCUGCUGCUCAUGGCCGUGGGCGUGGCGGCCAUGUUCGCGAGCAACGAGCAGGUGAGCGCCGCCGUGCAGUGGUCGCCCCGCGUGUUGCACACGGCGCUUUCCGACACGGCCGCCUUCGUGCGCUCCACGCACCACCAGAUCGGCUUCGUCGCCUCCAAGUCGCUCGACCAGGCACUCGCCGCCGCAGUUGAGGAUCUCGACAGCGCGGACGCGCUGCUGGGCGCGCCGAUCCAGCGCGAGCUGUCGCGCGAGACGGGCGUGGACGUGGCGCUGGACGCGCUGUCCGACGUGUCGGCGGCGGCGGAGGGCGCGAGCCAGCGGGCGGCCGCCGUGCUGGAGCAGGCGGCGCAGGCGCGCGGCCUGGCGCUGGUGGCGCGCGAGCGCCUCGCAGACCUGCGCUACCAGCUGGACGCGGCGCGCCGCCAGUGCGCCGCCAGGGACCGCCCGCUCUGCGACACCGUCGACGCCGUCGGCCUCGACGUCUCCGUGCGGCUCGAGGCGCUGCUGACUGACGAGCGUCUGCUGGCGCUGCGAGACCUGCGCAACGGCAACCUGAGCGCCGCGGCGCAGCAGGCGCGCGCAGACUUCCAGCUGCUGCCGCGACAGGUCCUCGAGAGCACCAGGGACGCCAGGCUCGGCAUCCGGCGCGAGCUGGUGCGUGAGCGCGCGCAGCUGCAGGAGUCGCUGUCGCCGCUGGACGCGUUCUCGCGCAGCGUGUCGGGCCGCGUGGACGGCGCCCGCGCGGCCGCCCAGGACGCCGCCAGGGUGGUCGCCGAGGCCGACUACUGGCGCUGGCUCGUCGGACUGGGGUCGGCGCUGUCGAUGCUGGUGCUGUGGCUGCUGCUGGCGGCGGGCGGCGGCUGCGGCUGCUGCGGCUCGCAGGAGAAGGCGCGGCCGCUGCUCAUCACGGCGGUGGCGACGGCGAGCGCGCUGUCGGUGGUGCUGUGGGCGGUGACGCUGGUGGCGUUCGCGCUGGGCGCGCACGGCGAGGUGCUGGCGUGCCGGCCGCUCUUCAGCGCGCCCGACUACCCGCAGCUGUCGCGCCUGCUCGACCGGCCCGGCGUCCUCUUCCCCGCGGGCGGCUUCUUCCGCAACGUCGCCGGCUCCAACGCCAGCCUCGACGUGCCGCUCAAGGACGUGUUGCAGGAGUGCGAGCUGGGCCGACCGGCGUACCAGGCGCUGCAGCUGCGGCAGCUGUUCGACAGCGACGCAGCGACGGGCCGCGGCGGCCAGUGGGAGGGCGUGCGCCAGCAGGUGUCGCGGCUGCGCGUCGACCUGGCCGAGCUGCGCGUGCUCACGCCCGGCCUGCAGGCGCAGCUCGAGGACACGCUGCAGGCCGCCAGCGCCAACCUCACGCUGCACCGGCUCGCGCUGCAGGGGCCCGUCACCGCCAGGGACCUGCAGGCGCUGGCGGACCAGCUGCUGAGCGUGUCCUCGCAGGUGGCAGACCUGUCUUCGGCUUCUCGCCUGGAGACGCUGGCGGCGCGGGCCAAGCGGCUGCUGUCGUCCCACAUCUCGCCGCUGGAGCAGAGGAAGGAGGACCUGGUUUACCGGCUGACGGCGCUGGAGGUGGCGCUGUCGCCGCUGCAGAGGCAGACGAACCAGUCGCUGUCGCACCUGAAGACGAUCCAGUACUUCGUGAGCAAGCAGGGCGAGAGCAUCGCGGACGCGGCGGUGCGCCACUACGCGGACCGCCUGCUGUCGUACCUGCAGCAGGCGCGCACCCACGUGCUGGCGCAGGUGGGCCGCCACGUGGCGCCCUGCAGGCCGCUCUUCGACGUCUUCCACGCGGCGCGCCAGCUGCUCUGCCGGCACGCCCUCGACCCGCUCAACGGCCUGUGGUUCUCCUCGGCGUGGUGCCUGGUGCUGCUGGUGGCGGCCGUGCCGCUGAGCCUGCGCCUGGCGGACGCCUACCGCCGGCGCGACUCCUCGGCGUCGCUGCUCAGCUCCCGCAACUCCGAGAGUCCAUCCGAGACUGUGGACAUUCCGGACAACUGGAACACACCAGGGGGUGGACAGCAACAACAACAAGACGGCUGGUGACCGUUCCUCCAUCAAAGGCGCAGCUCAGCUGUCAGCCGGCUUACGUUGAGACUGAUCUUCAAAGCGGCGUUCGCCGUACCUCCUAACACUGUAUGGGAUACGGGACAGAAAGCUUCCAUGGCGAGCGUACAUUUCUCUCCUUUCUUUUGAACUUUUGCGAGUACUUCGCAUAUCUUCCACAUAUCUACAACUAAUGGGUCCUUGUUAUUUGGAGUAAUAAAAGUGAAAUACCAUGUAACUAUAUAUAUAUAUAUAUAUAUAUAUAUAUAUAUAUAUAUAUAUAUAUGCCUAACAGAGGCGUAUGCAAUGUUGCAGAUAUUUUGUAAUUCGUAUUGGUGCAGCUGCCGAGGUUCCUGUUAUUUUAGUCCAGCUGAUAUAUACUCUUUAUCACUUUCCUGUCCGUAUUUAGCUGCUAAAGUAAAACUAAUUAUUGCGGUGGAUUCUCAUUGUGCCUCCGUGAAAAUUUCUUUCUCCUCCGUAGAAAGACUUUCCCAUUUAUCUCAUGAGUCACGUAGUCUUAGCAGCACUUAUUUACAGCAGAAAGUGAUGUGUUCUUCGUAGAUAGGGGAAUUGUUAAAGUGUACUUGUUUUUGCUACAUAGCUACAUUUUUGUGGGUUAUGUUCUUAUCCUGACAGAGUAAGCAUUUUAACAAAAGAUUUUUCUGACUUCUAGAUGUAUGUUUUUCUCAUUUGUAAAAGACAUAUGUAGAUGAACUUGUUCUGCAAAUUUAUCUGCUUGUAAUUAUUGAAUUAUUGCAGUUACAAAAUAAAAAGAUGCUUAAAAAAUU
Messenger RNA from Schistocerca cancellata (South American locust), 6521 nucleotides. It is a transcript of the gene prom, whose product is annotated as titin homolog. The record is from RefSeq and is a predicted model, not a curated record. The transcript has 15 exons. Bases 22 to 5733 code for a protein of 1903 amino acids. Gene Ontology annotation, cellular component: membrane. Lineage: Eukaryota; Metazoa; Arthropoda; Insecta; Orthoptera; Acrididae.